AUGGUUACAACGUCAUGUGGUGCAGUAUAUGCUGUCGAGUGCAGCUCUGACCGCUUCGGCAAUGACCUUGAGAACGGUCUCGUGUACACCGACACUUACGAGCAGUGUCUCCAAGCCUGUGACAACACUACUGGCUGUGUCAAUGUUUCCUGGGUCAUUGGCAAGCCUGGUGCUUGCUACAUGAAGGGCAGCAUCGGUGACGUCCGCGUUAACUCAAACAUCAUUGGAGGACGCAAGCUUUCCGGCUGCUCCACCUUCAAGCUUCACCGCAAGCGCGUCGCGUUUGGCGCUCCCAAGGCGAAGCUGAACAAGCGUGCCGCGCUUGACGAUUCCAAGGCGAAAUUGGAGAAGCGUGCCGGCUUCUUCGGUCCUGACUUCACAUUCACUCAGGCUCAAGUCACUGCGACUUCGACUGCUACUGCCAGGACUACCGUUACCACGUAA
This is a messenger RNA of Alternaria hordeiaustralica, 444 nucleotides long. RefSeq lists its product as uncharacterized. The transcript is spliced from 2 exons. The record is from RefSeq and is a predicted model, not a curated record. The coding region runs from base 1 to 444 and encodes 147 amino acids. Lineage: Eukaryota; Fungi; Ascomycota; Dothideomycetes; Pleosporales; Pleosporaceae.